GGUGGAUGAAACCAUGAGAGGAGGUGAAGCAGAGUUGGCUACUGAGCCCACACACGUCAGCACCAGAAGUAUGAGGAAGGCGGUCUCUCUUAAGAAGGGGUUCUUCUGCUCCACACUGAACGGGGGGAACCUACGGACGGAUGAAACGACGGAGGAAGAGGAGACCCCCGCCGUCGAAGCACCCCGCGCGACGAAAAGGAAGGCUAGCGAUUCUCCCGAGCUCCCCACGGACUUGGCCGAAGAGAUGAGAACAUCUACUACGGCGGACAUAGGAGUGGAACUGAUCCGUCGAGCUUCUGAGGUGACCAAGGUUGCCGACCCCGCCUCUGGCACCUUCGCGAUAAUGGAAGGACUCAUAGCGGCAUUAGAGGCGGAGAACGAGGCGCUUCGAAAAGAGCUGGCCUCGCGCUCCACUGCAGAGGAGAGCAGCGAGACAGCGCGUCUCGUCGCAAUCGAAUGUUAGAUGGAGGAGCUAGGACCCUCGCUGAUCCGGCUGAUGGAAGAACGCCUCCAAAUUAUAGAAAGAAGAAGAGAAAAGAAGGUCGUUCCCAACGAGACCAAGGGAAGGGUGGAGCCUGGAGUACCAAACGCUCCAGCGACCAAGGGAGGACAAGCG
Molecule: messenger RNA, 616 nt
Organism: Bombus impatiens (common eastern bumble bee)
Lineage: Eukaryota; Metazoa; Arthropoda; Insecta; Hymenoptera; Apidae
Exons: 2
Coding region: 14-463 (149 amino acids)
Source: RefSeq, a predicted model, not a curated record